CUUGGCUAGCUGACGCAGGCCGGGUACAGAGUAACAGUUUAUUUAGGCUUAUGUAAUAUAGCUAAUGAAUAAACCUUUGUAGGCGCCACUCCUGAUAGAGCAUGUAGCUGGAUGUUUAAUCAUGUCAGAAAACGCUGAGUCUGUAAAGCACUUGAGUGUAAACUCGAACUUAAGCUAUGUUUGACUAGCAACUUAGUAAUAAUAAUAAUGGCUUUCUAAAGCAGCUGUUCAGUUCAGACUGGUUUAUCUGCACAGGUGAUCUUCAGGCGAAGGUUGGCAUGGCGAAGCCGUCCUGCCUGGUGAAGCCGGUGUCCUGGACUAAGAUACCUGGUCGUUAUCUGGCUCAUCAGGAGUCUCUCCCAAAGCUGCCAGUGCCUCCUCUGAAGCAGACGUGCGACCGCUACCUGGCUGCUCUGGAGCCCAUCGUGGAUGCCGAGAUGCUGAACCACACAUGCAGGCUGGUGGAGGAGUUUCAGCUGCCCGGUGGAGUGGGAGCCAGACUGCAGAAGAGCCUGGAGAGGAGGGCGAGCACGCUGGAAAACUGGCUCUCUGACUGGUGGUUAAAGACAGCAUAUCUGGACUACCGGCUGCCUGUGGUUGUCCAUUCGAGUCCUGGAGUUGUCCUUCCUCGCUUACAAUUUAAUGACCGUCACGGUCAAAUAAGAUACGCGGCUAAACUGAUUGCUGGAGUUUUGGAUUUCAAGACCAUGAUUGACAAUGAAACCUUACCGGUGGAGUAUCUUGGUGGGAAGCCGCUGUGUAUGAAUCAGUAUUAUCAGGUUCUGUCUUCCUGUCGCAUACCCGGGACUGAACGGGACUCGGUGGUGAAUCACGCUUUGAGCAAGAGGCCGCCUACUCACAUCACCGUGGUGCACAACUUCCAGUUCUUCGUGCUGGACGUGUACAACAGUGAUGGCACACCGCUGACAGCGGAUCAGCUCUAUAUUCAGCUGGAAAGAAUCUGGAACUCUUCCCUGCAGACCAACGAGGAGCCGAUCGGGAUCCUCACCUCCAGUCACCGCAACAACUGGGGCAAAGCCUACGCCAACCUCAUUAAAGACAGAACGAAUAAUGCGUCAGUCCAGGCGAUUCAGAAAAGUAUCUUUACCGUGUGUCUGGAUGCUCCAAUGCCCCGAGUCUCAGAUGAGAUGUACCCCACACGAGCAGCUGUGCAAAUGCUGCAUGGAGGAGGCAGCCGGUGGAACAGUGGAAACCGCUGGUUCGAUAAAACACUUCAGUUUAUCGUCGGUGAAGACGGCACAUGCGGUGUGAUCUAUGAACACGCCCCUGCAGAAGGUCCUCCAAUCGUGGCUCUGAUUGAUCAUGUGGUGGAGUACACAAAGAAGUCUGAGAUGAUUCGUACCCCCAUGGUUCCUCUGCCCAUGCCUAAGAAACUGCACUUCAACAUCACACCAGAGAUUAAAAGCAACAUUGAGGAGGCCAAGAAGAACAUGAAUAUAAUGGUUCACGACUUGGAUGUGCGAGUCAUUGUGUUCUCCCACUUUGGUAAAAAUGUUCCAAAGUCUCAUAAGAUGAGUCCUGACGCAUUUAUUCAGGUGGCACUACAGCUGGCUUAUUACAGACUGUAUAAGCGUUGCUGUGCCACAUACGAGAGUGCCUCUCUGCGCAUGUUCAAACUGGGCCGAACAGACACCAUUCGCUCAGCAUCCAUCGACUCUGCCAACUUCGUCCGAGCCAUGGACGACCCUGCCAAGCAGAACCAAGAGAAGGUGACUCUGCUGGAGAAGGCAGUGAAGGCACACCGAGCAUACACAGACAUGGCGAUCCAUGGCCAAGCCAUCGACAGACAUUUGCUUGGCCUGAAGCUGCAGGCUGUUGAAGACUUGUCAGCCCUGCCAGAAAUCUUCAUGGACCCGUCUUAUGCCACAGCCAACCACUACAACCUUUCCACCAGCCAGGUCCCAGCUAAGACUGACUGCGUGAUGUGUUUCGGCCCGGUGGUGUCUGACGGCUACGGCGUGUGCUACAACCCCAUGGAGAAACACAUUAACUUUGCAGUCUCUGCUUUUAACAGCUGUGCAGACACCAGCGCCACACGACUGGCCCAUGCCCUAGAGGACGCGCUGCUGGAUAUGAAGAGCCUGCUGGAUCAGACACUCAAAUCCAAGCUGUGAGGACAGAGGAGCUCACUACGACUCUACAGCCAUUAUACUGAAGUACUUGAGAGGACAUUCAAGAAGUUCCAGAUGAAAAUUUUAUAUUUUAAUGGAGAGUGUCAAUCACUUUGCACAGAGCCACUGUUUGGAAUGAGAAGACUUUUCAUAUUGUUUUACAGACUUUCUAUGUGAUUAGUUGCCACUACAUCGCUUCUCUCUCUCUCUCUCUCUCUCUCUGUGUGUGUGUGUGUGUGUGUGUGUGUGUGUGUGUGAGAGAGAUAUUUUGAUAAAAAAUUUUAUUUAGAGAAUCAUAUAAUUACAAUAUACUUUAAAUACUGAAGCAGAAUGACAAGUUUUUCACUUACGUGAACAGUGAUUUGUACACGAGUGUACUGUAGAUUAUUUUGCAUUUUUGGUAACAUGAGUACCGUGUACUGCAUUUCCAGAUUGUAACUGCUACAGCACCGCAUGGCCACGCCUUUUCAUUUGGACUUUGAUUAAUGUGUCUUGUAACUACUACAAGUGACAAAAUGAUUCUAUUCUAAAAGAAAACACUUCUUAAACAUAAUCAUGAUGUUAAUUCGUAUGUUGAACAAUAAAAGAGAUGGUUCUAAAACUCUCAGGUAGUAAUUGGCUCUCACUCAAACAGGGCUGAGUUAUAUAAUAAUAUGAUAAUAGUUAUGAGUCACAACACACUAUACUUUUUGUGGAUGUCGACUGCAUUAUAAUACAGACAGACUCAGAUGGUACGGUAACAAGUGCCUGAUUUUUGUUUUCUUUUUUAAUUCAUCGUAAGUUCUUCAACUCUUUACACUUUUGUAAACAUUUUUUAAAAAGAUCAUACAUAUAUAUUGUGUGUGUGAAAUUGCCUUCCAGUAUCAUGACAUGAUGUCCAUCUUUACUAACAAUGCAACUGUAUGUAGGUUGCCUGUGGUAACAUUAUUCAGUCAAAGAAAUAAAUUCCAUUUUUCAUGGGAGAAUGACA
Messenger RNA from Ictalurus punctatus (channel catfish), 3102 nucleotides. RefSeq names its product carnitine O-acetyltransferase a (gene crata). Gene Ontology annotation, cellular component: peroxisome. Bases 279 to 2135 code for a protein of 618 amino acids. The transcript has 14 exons. Gene Ontology annotation, biological process: carnitine metabolic process, CoA-linked. Gene Ontology annotation, molecular function: carnitine O-acetyltransferase activity. Lineage: Eukaryota; Metazoa; Chordata; Actinopteri; Siluriformes; Ictaluridae. The record is from RefSeq and is a predicted model, not a curated record.